CAGCAGCAGCAGCAGCAGCAGCAGCAGCAGCAGCAGCAGCAGCAGCAGCAGCAGCAGCAGCAGCAGCAGCAGCAGCAGCAGCAGCAGCAGCAGCAGCAGCAGCAGCAGCAGCAGCAGCAGCAGCAGCAGCAGCAGCAGCAGCAGCAGCAGCAGCAGCAGCAGCAGCAGCAGCAGCAGCAGCAGCAGCAGCAGCAGCAGCAGCAGCAGCAGCAGCAGCAGCAGCAGCAGCAGCAGCAGCAGCAGCAGCAGCAGCAGCAGCAGCAGCAGCAGCAGCAGCAGCAGCAGCAGCAGCAGCAGCAGCAGCAGCAGCAGCAGCAGCAGCAGCAGCAGCAGCAGCAGCAGCAGCAGCAGCAGCAGCAGCAGCAGCAGCAGCAGCAGCAGCAGCAGCAGCAGCAACAUAAUGUAUUUGUAUCAGGCUACUACACUGUACCUACAAUUGUAGUCUAG
Messenger RNA from Sycon ciliatum, 447 nucleotides. RefSeq names its product ataxin-8-like. The annotation marks the transcript as partial. The record is from RefSeq and is a predicted model, not a curated record. Lineage: Eukaryota; Metazoa; Porifera; Calcarea; Leucosolenida; Sycettidae. The transcript has a single exon.